CGGCGCCUCCGCCGUAGGCUGCGCUGUGCCCGCUCCGGCGCUUCGUUGAGGCUUGCGGUGUAGUGUGAUUAACGUCUUGAGAGGGCCGUAAAGCUGACCUAGGCGUGCCUGGGUGCGAGGUGUCCCUCCUUGUUUGGGUCCCGUUAACGAGAAGACGCUAUAGAAACGUAGGUUCAGCUCCCCACCCCCCGUUCUAUAGAGUGUGUGUACGUACCGGUAUCUGCUGCGGCGGACAUUGCACACAGGCGAAGAGUAGAAACUAUACUACGUGGCAGAGUAGUAGAUCGGGUAGUCCAAUGUGUUUCUUCUAAUUCCUUCAGAUAACUCAGUGUUUUGAGCCUGGAAAAUACCCCUGAAUACCUGGUGUUCAGGGCACUUGGGAGAGAGGACGUGGGUUUUGCUUCGCGGGUGCUGUCGGAGACCUUUGUGCUGAAAAGAAAAUGCUGUCUUUUUAACUGCAGAAGAACAAGGCUUUGUCUUCCUGUAAUUCUGAAGUGAAAGUUGUCAUCAACAAGAAAACUAGAACCUUUUAAAGAUAGGCCGUAGUAGUAGAAUGCUGAAACAAACUUCUGGAUUAGCUUCAUUGGCUUUCCUGCUUCUUUUGCAUCCCAAAGCAUAAGCUUAAAUCGUCUCAGAAGGACAAGGUCCGCCAGUUUAUGGCAUUUACCCAGGCUGGUGAAAGGACUGCUAUUUACUGCUUAAUGCAGAAUGAAUGGAAACUAGAAGUGGCAACAGACAACUACUUCCAGAACCCAGACUUGUACUACAAAGAAUCCAUGAAAAACUCGGUAGACAAGAAGAAAUUAGAACAAUUGUAUAAUCGAUACAAAGACCCACAAGAUGAAAAUAAAAUUGGCAUUGAUGGAAUUCAGCAGUUCUGUGACGAUUUAAGCCUGGACCCAGCCAGUAUCAGUGUCCUAGUUGUAGCAUGGAAGUUCAGGGCAGCUACUCAGUGUGAAUUCAGUAAAAAGGAAUUUGUUGAUGGGAUGACAGAGUUGGGGUGUGACACCACAGAAAAACUAAAAGCUCUAUUGCCAAGACUGGAACAAGAGCUAAAGGAUCCAAUAAAGUUCAAAGAUUUUUAUCAGUUUACUUUUAACUUUGCUAAGAAUCCUGGACAAAAAGGUCUAGAUCUAGAAAUGGCAAUUGCAUAUUGGAAUUUAGUGUUGUCAGGAAGAUUUAAAUUUCUAGAGCUUUGGAAUAAAUUUUUGUUGGAACAUCAUAAAAGAUCAAUUCCAAAAGAUACUUGGAAUCUUUUGUUAGACUUUGGAAAUAUGAUUGCAGAUGAUAUGUCCAACUAUGAUGAGGAAGGAGCCUGGCCUGUGCUUAUAGAUGAUUUUGUGGAAUAUGCACGACCAGUAGUCACAGGAGGAAAACGUAAAACUUCCUAACACCAGGCUUGUCAAUAUGGACUAAACCUGCGUUCUGAACUGCAUUAGGUAAUGAAGAUUUGUUAGCUGAUAACUGUGCACAUUGGUGCUGGUUUCAGUGCUUGCGAUGAGAUUCUGCAAACAAAACAGAAAUUCUUCCUUUCUGCCUCAAGAAAAUGAUGGCUGACUCGUGGACACUUGAACAAACUCAGAAGAUAGUCCAGGCUGUCUGUGGGCUACUGGCUUCAAUUAUUGUACUGGUUGUAUCAUAUAGGAUGUAGAUUUUGCAUGAUUUUAUACUUUGGAGAAGUUUAACUAGAGGCAAUUUUAUUAAAGUUUUGACAGCACAGCAUGCCAUUCAGUUCAUGAUCCAGAGUGAACACCAGCAGUUACAUAAAUAAGACUGUAUGAUAUUGUACUUAUAGUAAAAGCAGUAUUUGUGGUAUAUAAAUUAAAUCCCUAAAUAAAACUUA
Messenger RNA from Neopsephotus bourkii (Bourke's parrot), 1843 nucleotides. RefSeq names its product defective in cullin neddylation 1 domain containing 2 (gene DCUN1D2). The transcript is spliced from 7 exons. Gene Ontology annotation, molecular function: ubiquitin conjugating enzyme binding; cullin family protein binding; ubiquitin-like protein binding. Gene Ontology annotation, cellular component: ubiquitin ligase complex. The record is from RefSeq and is a predicted model, not a curated record. Bases 657 to 1391 code for a protein of 244 amino acids. Gene Ontology annotation, biological process: protein neddylation; positive regulation of ubiquitin-protein transferase activity. Lineage: Eukaryota; Metazoa; Chordata; Aves; Psittaciformes; Psittacidae.